This is a messenger RNA of Styela clava, 2954 nucleotides long. The record is from RefSeq and is a predicted model, not a curated record. NCBI's taxonomy places the organism in Eukaryota, Metazoa, Chordata, Ascidiacea, Stolidobranchia, Styelidae.
UUUAGCGCUGAAUUAAAUUGAUUUGCGUGAAAAAAAUACGGAAACCAGAUGUCUGGAAACGUCAAUGAGCAUUAUGAAGGCGACGAAACCUGUUCUGGACGCAUUUGGGACGUCAGCUUUGUGACAGAACAAUCUGGUCGUUCAUUAUUUGACACCGACCUUGCUUCUGACUUCACCAUUGCUAAAAUGUCUGGUUGUGACAUAACAAAUGAAAUCAGUAAACCGUCUGAAACAGCUGACAAUCAAUUGUUAGAAGAUUGUGACGGAAUAAUUGUUCGUGCUAAUUGGACGGAGAACUUGCAGACAAAAAAUGACGGAACUGUACAAUCCCGUGACAGCAUCACAAACCGACGAUUAAGCGACGAAAUGAGUGUUCGAAGAUCCAGCUCCAGCUACGGACUAGUACUGGUUCAAAGGACAAGUCGAGAGAAAUGGUCCCGGAAGAUUGAUUUUCUUCUCAGUGUCGUUGGAUUCGCCGUCGACCUCGGAAAUGUUUGGAGGUUUCCAUAUAUCUGCUACAAGAAUGGUGGAGGGGCGUUCCUGAUCCCUUAUCUACUGAUGAUCAUGUUAGGCGGUGUUCCUCUCUUCUAUCUGGAAUUAGCUCUCGGUCAAUAUCAUAGGAAUGGAUGCAUCUCGAUAUGGAGGAGGAUUUGCCCGAUAUUGAAAGGUCUAGGAUAUGCGAUUUGUUUGAUGGCUUUGUACGUCUCAAGUUACUACAACACCGUCAUAGCGUGGGCCGUGUUCUACUUGUAUAGUUCGUUUACGUCUGAGCUUCCUUGGAGCCAUUGUGGCCAUGAAUGGAACGAUAAUACCACUUGUGUCGACAAAAUAGACGCCGCAGCACACAACCAAUCAUGGAGCAACACGUCACAAUCACCGUCACAACAAUUUUUCGAGCGUCACGUCCUCGAGCUUCACAAAUCCACCGGCCUUGACGAUCUGGGGGCGCCCAAGAUGGAGAUUGUGUUUUGUCUUCUGAUUGUUUACGUCAUAGUCUAUUUCAGCUUGUGGAAAGGAGUGAAAUCUUCGGGAAAGGUCGUCUGGUUCACGGCAACCUUCCCAUAUGUAGUGUUGCUAAUCCUACUUGUACGAGGCGCAACCCUACCAGGGGCGAGCAAGGGAAUCGAGUUUUAUCUGAAACCAAACUGGGAGACACUGGCUGAUCCUGUAGUUUGGCUGCAAGCUGCAACUCAAGUUUUCUUCUCACUCGGGCCAGGAUUCGGAACCCUGCUAGCCUUAUCGAGUUACAACGACUUCCACAACAAUUGUUAUCGUGACGCUCUCAUUACAAGCACAAUUAACUGUCUUACAAGUUUCCUGGCUGGCUUCGUCGUUUUCUCCGUCCUUGGCUACAUGGCUCACUUGCUCAAUAAAGAGGACAUAAGUGACGUAACAACUCCAGGUGUCGGACUACUAUUUGUUGUUUUCUCCCAAGCUCUCACCCAAUUCAGUGGAUCCGUUUUCUUCUCAAUCAUGUUCUUUCUGAUGAUCAUAACUCUGGGGCUAGACAGCACGUUUGGCGGACUGGAAGCUGUCAUUACUGGGUUCUCUGACGAAUUCCCAAAGACAAUUGGGAAACAUCGAGAGCUGUUCGUCCUCGGCUUGUUAGUUGCGAGUUUCACUCUCUCGCUGUCUACAACGACAUACGGUGGAAUAUACAUGGUCACAUUGAUGGAGACUUAUGCUACCGGGACUGCCAUUAUGAUCGUUGUGUUAUUGGAAGCGAUUGCUGUCAGCUGGUUCUAUGGUAUCGACAGGGUCAGCCAUGAUAUACGAGCUAUGAUUGGUUCUCCGCCCGGAAUGUAUUGGAAAAUAUGCUGGAAAUAUGUCAGCCCUGUGUUUCUAUCGUUCAUGAUCAUAAUGAGUUUUAUCUUCAUUCCUCCACUGGAGUACGGUUCCUAUGAGUUCCCUAAUUGGUCGACAGGAGUGGGAUGGGCCAUCACGGUAUCAUCGGUUAUUUUAGUACCCACGUACGCCAUCUACCGGUCAGUAAAAAAGUGUUACACAAAAAGAAGGUUGGAUAAGCCAGAAACAGAAGAACAUAGAAGAUAAAAUAUCUCAUGAAAGCGAUUGUUUGUGAGGUCAUCAAAGUAUGACGUCAUUUUAAGACUUACGUAUCAUGUCCCCGCCAAAAGCGCCAAGAAUGGACGCUAAGGAGUAUUUAUCAAAGAAAGUUCAAUAUAUUUCCCGACUUUGUUUCACGCCCAGUUUUACAUGGCCGCCAGUGGGCGCUAAAGAACUGUGGAGAUUUUGGGUUGAAGAAUCGGAGAAAAUUCACAAUUGACUCCUGAUUCCGAGUUUGAAAAUAGUUCGGCUUCAACUCCGGGUUCAAAAAAUUUCGACUCCAACUUUAAAAUAAUCACAUAUUGUUAAGGAAUACUUUGCGCAUGCAAGCCUACUGUAAUAAUAGAUCAGGGUUUGCAAAAUUUUCGUCGGUGGGCCAUAUCAACUUCAGACAUUUAGCUGGGCCGCACAAAACGAAGAUAAUGCGGAUGUCGCUUAGCCUCACAGUAAUAAAGACAUCGUGCAAAACGGCGGAAGAUAUAACGCAGCGGCAAAAGAAAAAAUAAUGUUUCUUUGCCCAUGUGAGCGCUUUUUAUGUUUUUAAAAAUUGUUCAUGUGGGUGAGAAUACAGAAUGUUUCUUGUUCUCGUCGCUGCGUUUUGCACGGUGCCUUUAAUACUAAGCUAAGCAAUAGCCGCAUACUGUUAUCGGCUAAAUGUCAGAAGUUGGUUAUGUGACCCAGAGACAAAAAAUGUUGCACACCCUUGGGUUAAAGCAUAUUUUCAAUUUGAAUCGAAAAAUUGAGCCUUGUAUGGAACUUGUAUCGGGAAUAGGUUCCACGACCGCUUUUUCUUUUACUGCAAAGUUUCAAUGUUGUAAUUAAUUGUGCAUAAUCAUCGUUUUUCUAUUAUAUUGUCUGAAGCUUGUCAAAAUAAAUGUAAUUUAUGUUGA